Molecule: messenger RNA, 1514 nt
Organism: Meleagris gallopavo (turkey)
Lineage: Eukaryota; Metazoa; Chordata; Aves; Galliformes; Phasianidae
Source: RefSeq, a predicted model, not a curated record
UGGUUCAUUGAUUGUGUUUGUGCAUGAAUGCCGAUCACCUUCGUAGGUUUUGCUCUGCCCCAAAAUAGCUGCUCGUUUCUGCUUCAGCAGCUGCAAGCACACAUUAAAGGUCACACAGCCUCUCCACGAGCAGCACCAGCACAACCCGGGAUGCAGAUGUAGCAGCUCUGCUCCCAUAUGGAGAUCCCCCAGCCCACAGAGCAGCCUCACGCACACAUGCAGUGCCAUGCACAGUGCAGCGUGUGUGCAACAGAGUGCAGAAAUUCAUGUGCCCAAAAGAUGUGCCUGACCAACACGGAUGUAGUUAAAGUAGGGUGUCAGGAUAGGGGAUGGAGACUCAGUCCUGCUCACAGCCUUGGCCCAAGUGGGUUGCAAGAGAAAUGGGAGACGCAGAGCAUUGGUUUUGGGGUCUGGAGAGAGGAAAUGCUGAAGCAACCACUGCCCUCACGGGAAUUGUAGCUGAGCCAAAAUGAGCAGUGGAUGCUGGAGUUGGAGACAGCAGCAUGACUUACACGUGGUGACACAUCUGCAAGAAGUGGCAUGUAAGAGGGACGGAGAGAUGUGGGCUGAGCUGAGAGUGUUUGGAAGGAGAGUCAGAUCCUUGCAAUGGGCUCCACUAGAAGGAACUGAAAUGUCUCCGUAUCUUCUCCAGACCAGAGAAAGCCUCCUCUUUUUGAGUCAAAAUCCCUGGGCAAUGUUGCCACAGCAGAUUUCAUUUACUGUCAAUAUAGUACCGAGGCCAAGCACUGGCAGAUUAUUUGUGACUUUUCUUAUUCCACACAAAAACUUUUUCUUGUGGACACGCUGGGUUUUGUGUAUGUGGGGAUCUGGAGUGCUUUAAAAAGUGAAGCACAGGAAACAUGGGUAAAAUAGAGUUAGCUCUAAGCAGAGGUUGAGGCUGGCAGGAAAGAUGGGCUGGGGGAAAUCUUGGCUUUGGGAUCAUGGAGGGAAGAGGGAAGUGCCCCACUGCACCACUGAGUGUGUGUAUCACCCCCCAGUAAAGAGCUGAAUUCAAUAUGCUGCUUUUUCUUGCAGAUGACAUCAUUGUGAUUGCACUGUAUGACUUUGCUGCUUCAAGUGACCGUGAUCUGGAGCUGGUCAAGGGGGAGAAACUUCAGAUCCUCUCCAACGAGGGGGACUGGUGGCUGGCUAAAUCCCUCAGAAGUGGGAAGAAAGGCUAUAUCCCCAGCAACUUCGUUGCACUAGUAGACAGCCUGGAACAAGAAAAGUGGUUUUUUAAAACUCUGAGCAGAAAAGAUGCUGAACGGCUACUGUUGUCUUCUGGUAACAAAAUUGGCUCCUUCCUUGUUCGAGAGAGUGAGACCAGCACAGGUGAGAUCCACAGAGCAACUGCUGGGCAUGGGCACAACUUGGAGGACCUUCCAGACUUGAGUUGUGUGGCUCAGCAGUGCCAGUGUUGGAGUUUGCUGUGGGACAGAACCACACUCUCCAGGCUCAGCAGGGCUGCAUUAGAUGUCCUCAUGAUGCUCCUCAUAUAGAUCAGGCUGUGGUGA